AGAGCCAACAUCAGCAUCAGCAUCAUCACCACCGUAAGACGGUCGCGACCGCCCCCUCUCUGCGAGGCUGGUUUGCGGCGCACUGCAACUUCUGCACACGUAAUCACAACAACAGAAUAUUUUUGUUUAUAUAUUUAUAUUUAUUUUUAUGUGAGCACCGCAUGUCCUCCGCCGACGAGUCAGAGAGCGCACCCGACGCGGCGGCCAUUGCAGCCCUCGAGCUGCUGGAGACGGCCCGAGCACGUCUGCACGACGCUCUCCGCGAGGCCGCUUUCGACCUCGUCGCGGCCCAGCGGGAAGAGGAGUCGACACGCGGAUGCCUUGUCUCCCUCGACGCCGUCCCUACACAAGGGAAUACGUUGACUCCGCUGCUUACCGUCGCACAGGAAGUAGAGGAAGGUAAUGAGGAGCCGCCGGUGGGGCAGGCACGCUCGAGUACGUGGGUGCUGACAGAGGGAAAAGGCGAGCGCAUCUCUGCGUUGCCGGCACGGCGGGCGGCUCCUAAAGCCUCCUCCGAGGCAGCAAGGAAGGAAACGAAGGAUGACGUAUUGACCUUGGUGGAUCCGAUUUAUUACUUUAGCGCAAACCCGUCCUCUGCUCUGCGGGACGGUCAAGCAGCGUAUCGACGGGCGGUGCAGUGCGUGGUGGAGGUGGCAAACGCGCAGCAGCGUGCGUUGGCGGCCGCUGAGGCGUAUGCGUGUGCCGAGAAGGCAGCAUCGUAA
This is a messenger RNA of Leptomonas pyrrhocoris, 722 nucleotides long. RefSeq lists its product as hypothetical. Bases 162 to 722 code for a protein of 186 amino acids. NCBI's taxonomy places the organism in Eukaryota, Euglenozoa, Kinetoplastea, Trypanosomatida, Trypanosomatidae. The record is from RefSeq and is a predicted model, not a curated record. The transcript has a single exon.